AUGAGGACUCUUCAGCUUCAGCUCGACUACGUUCUGGCGAGGAACAUUCCUCGGUCAGAUAUCCGAAAAUCUAGAGCUGUUUGGGACGUCGCGUUCGACUCUCCUCACCGAGGCUGUCUUCUCAACGCGCUCCGCGCCGAUGGAGUACCAGGAAAGUUCGUUCGCUUCCUUGAUGACAUGAAUCAGCGAACAACUGCUGCAGUUCGAACACAAGCCGGAUGUACAACACCGUUUGAAGUGGUAACUGGAGUAAGACAAGUGGCAGGACCUUUCCUGUUCAAUUUCGCAAUCGACGACAUUAUGCGAAGAACAGUCGACCAGUGUCCUGCCGACAUUGUCUUAGCACCAUCAGGGUGCCCCUUGACUGACCUCGAGUACGCCGACGAUGUCGUUAUAUUCGCGGAAAGCAGUACGAAAAUUCAACAUGUUGUCAACCUUGUAUCGAAGCUGGCUGCAGACUAUGGACUACGCCUACGCCCUGAUAAAUGCAAGCAGAUGUGGACCUCUUCGAGACUUUGA
Molecule: messenger RNA, 519 nt
Organism: Necator americanus (New World hookworm)
Lineage: Eukaryota; Metazoa; Nematoda; Chromadorea; Rhabditida; Ancylostomatidae
Exons: 1
Coding region: 1-519 (172 amino acids)
Source: RefSeq, a predicted model, not a curated record